Neolamprologus brichardi is the source of this 3544-nucleotide messenger RNA. The record is from RefSeq and is a predicted model, not a curated record. Lineage: Eukaryota; Metazoa; Chordata; Actinopteri; Cichliformes; Cichlidae.
GUUUCACUCAGCUGCACUGAGCAUGCUCAGUACUACGAGCAUCAGUAAUUGUACUACAAGUAAUAGUUUGACUACUAUGCAGUAGCAUCAGUGGUGUAUCAGUACUCUGAUGGCGGUGUGUGUCGGCGGCCUCGGCGUGACUGACAGCCACUGACGUCUCCUCCCGUGUGAGAGCAGUAAUCACAGUUUAGGACGCCUUCAUGUUAAAAUAUCUCCGUUUACCUCUGAAGUGGAGAUUGAAACCUCACUCAGACGCUCGCCGCCGUUUCAAAGCGGUGAUUUGGGUAAAUGACUAUAAUUAAUCCUCCGCCGCCGCGGUUUGAGGCCCCGCGGGGCCGGGCGUGCCGUUUGAUUGACAGCUCUAUUUUUAAGCCUUCCUGCUGACAACAGGACGUGGAGCGGGAGGGGACGGGGACGUUUGAUGGAUGAUGGACAGUUUGUCCUCAUUUCCUCUUCCUCCUGCCAUCAAGUCCUGAGCGCGGCGCCCGUCCCCACCUGACGGCACUGAUUGGAGGAAAGUUUCUCCUUGAGAAUCUGGACCAGGUCCUGGAGCUGAGCGGAAGUUACUGAAACCAUGACGGCAGAGCCACGAGGAUGCUGCGAGCGGUGGAGGCGGUCUGCUGUGGCCGACCCCGAAGGAAAGAAUCAAAUCUCUGAGUAGUGUUGGUGGAGGAGGCCGGAGCUGCGGUGUGAGGUGGAGGCUCAACCACACCUGCUGAAAUAGUUUAAGGACAUAAAUGUUUAUAAUAACAUCCAAAGUAUGUCAGUGUUUUUUACACGCAGGGAGUCUCCCUUAUUACUAGCGUGUGUAUCCGGAACGAGAUGACGCUACUGCGCAUGUCCACGCAAUCAGCUGCUGAGCGGAGAAGGCGGGGUUUGUGACGUAGCAGGAAGCGUUAAUCACGCGUGUGUGUGCGUGUGGAGAGUUUCACAGUGAGUACUUAUUUGUCUCGUUUUCCUCUUUUUAAUUUAUUUUUUCUUUUAAUCUGAAAGGUCUUCGCAGACCGGAAGCUUCUGUUAGCAUCAGGUCAACGGUAGCAGCCGCGCGGGGCGACACGGACACGUGUGUGCGCGCUCUCGUGUCGAACUUUAAACACGCCGCUCUGUGGUGGGUUCAGCUCCUCGUGGGCCUGACUCACAGCUGACUGAAGUUUGUGGACACACGCACACCUCUGAUGAUGUCAUCAUCCGAUGAACAGUUGUGUCGGAACAGCUCCAGCGACAUGACGUCAUCACCGCCAUCCCGCAAACGGAAACGUCAGAAGGCUCAGCAGCCAUGGGCUCCACCCAGUGACGGGACAGACGGGACCCCAAAGAAGAAGAAGAAGGAUGGAGCAAAGGAAACGGGACGUGGCGGCAUCAAGACCUCCUCACUGUUCAAACAUAACCCUGACAUCCCAGACAUCCACAGACCAGCCAUCACUCAGCUGAAGGAGAAGAUUUUUACCUCUGACUCGUUUUCAGAGCUCGACCUGCACCCUCACUUGGUGGCCACUCUGAACAAAGUCAUGAAUAUUUCUACAGUCACCAGUGUACAGAAGCAGACUAUCCCAGCUCUCCUGGCGGGACGCGAUGCUGUGGUCCGCUCUCAGACAGGAUCAGGUAAAACUCUGUCCUACGCCGUCCCGCUGGUCCAGAGUCUUCAGUCGAUCCAGCCGAAGGUCAGCAGGUCAGAUGGUCCUCUGGCUCUCAUCAUCGUCCCCACCAGAGAGCUCGCCCAGCAGACCUUCCAGACCUUCCAGAAACUUCUGAAGCCGUUUACCUGGAUCGUCCCGGGAGUCCUGAUGGGAGGAGAGAAGAGGAAAGCGGAGAAGGCCAGGAUCCGUAAAGGAAUCAACAUCCUGGUUUCGACUCCUGGACGUCUGGUGGACCAUAUCAAAAACACCCUGAGCAUCGCCUUCAGCGCCGUCCGCUGGCUGGUCCUGGACGAGGCCGAUCGGACGCUGGACCUCGGCUUUGAGAAGGACCUGACGGUGAUAUUAAACAGCCUGAACUCUGCGGGACCAGCCCGACAGAACGUGCUGCUCUCUGCGACGCUCACAGAUGGUGUGACGCGGUUAGCAGACGUGUGUUUAAACGACCCGGUCAGCAUCCACGUGUCUGGCGCUCCCUGCUCUGACCUCACCACCACCUCCGCUGUAACACGUGACCCCGAAGCAGCCAGCCAAUCAGAGAGCUUUGCUGUGCCUGAGGCUCUGAAGCAGUUUGUGGUGGUGGUUCCCAGUAAGGUCAGACUGGUCUGCCUGGCUGCUUUCAUACUGGACAAAUGCAAGUUUUCUCAGAACCACAAACUCAUCGUCUUCAUCUCAAGCUGCGAGGCCGUCGAGUUCCUUCACUCGCUCUUCACCGCUGUCCUCUCCAGGCCCUCAGCCAAUCACAAACCUCUCAGGUUCCUGCGUCUCCAUGGCAACAUGAAGCAGGAGGACCGCACGGAGGCCUUCCAGCAGUUUUCGGCGUCGCAGUCGGGAGCGCUGCUCUGUACGGACGUGGCAGCCAGGGGCUUGGACCUGCCCCAGGUCACCUGGAUUAUUCAGUACACUCCUCCCACCGCAGCGGCCGAGUACGUUCACCGCGUCGGACGCACAGCUCGGAUCGGAGCGCGAGGAAGCAGCCUCCUCUUCCUCACCCCCGCUGAGACCGCCUUCAUCACUGAGCUGGCCAAUCACAACAUCAGCCUAUCAGAGAUGAAGCUGCAGGACAUCCUGUCCAGUCUGAUGUUCGAUGAUGUCUACAAGGGGCGGGGCAAGUACCAUAGCAAGAGUUCGUCCAAAGCUCUGGAGCAGGAAGUCCGCGAGCGAGCGACCGUCCUUCAGACUGAGUUUGAGAACUUUGUCCACGCGGACGCUCGGUCGCUACAGGCUGCCAAGAAAGCACUGCAGUCCUUCCUGCGAGCGUACACCACCUACCCUGCUCACCUCAAACACAUCUUCCACAUCCGCUCGCUCCACCUGGGCCACGCCGCCAAGAGCUUCGGCCUCAGAGACGCUCCGCAGGGUCUGAGUGCCGCCUCCGGGCGCCACAGGAAGAACCAGAACCAGGCCCGGAAGCAGACCGGGAGUCCGGCCAAGAACCAGAAGAAGCUGAGUGGAAAGAAGAGGUUUGGUCAGAGGGAGGUCCGGCUGAUCCGCUCAGAGUUCUCCAGCGGGCUGGAGCGUGGAGACGCCAGGAAGAAGAAGAAGGAGGAGGAGGAGGAGUGAUGAAGAAGAGUCUGAUGUUGAGCAGCUGAGGCGAUGGUCGAUGUAUGAAAGAUGUGAUUGAUGAAGACGUGUGAGCGAGCUCCUCCUGCAUUGGCUGCUGGCUCGUCGGUCGGUGACGUGAUGUUUGAGUUUCAGACGGUCGCAGAAUAACGACCAUCGCACCGAUCGACCCUCACCACGUUUCUGUCGCUCCGAGCUGCGAGUUUGAAACCCGAGUGCUGCUCGUGGACACGCCCCCGACUCCCCGCCCUGUUCCUGACUGUGCGUCUGUGUCAUUUGUCCUUAGGGGCCACCGUACUGCGUCCCCAACAUGAACCCGUGCUAAUAAAAGCAGAUGUUUGUGUGCA